UUACCACCCGGUACCGUGUUCAGCGAACCAGACGAUCCAGCCACAGAUUCUCUCUGCCGAAAGAAAGAGGCAACCUCUCUGCGACGACCAAGACUUUCAUUGUUGGCUGUUGGGCCGUCGGAGAAUACUACAUUUUUCACAUACGUAUAAUCGCAGAGACGAAAUCUUGAGAGCUAAGGGUUUUAGCACCAAACCAGUCAUAGAAGAAAUUUUCAAGCUUGCUCGGGAUACGUUCCGCUGUAUAAUGUUUCUCUAGAAGACUUUUCUUAGUUUCUCUGCGAUUCUGUUUGUUGACGACAGACGAAGGGAGACACGUAAUGGCGGGUCGCAAAGAUGGGUCGUUGAUGAGAGAGAAAGGGCAAUCACUUCGCGGAUCUCGAAUUGCCGUCGCGAUUGCCAUCGGAGUCCUUCUCGGUUGUGUCUUCGCUAUUUUCUAUCCUCAUGGAUUCUUCAGUAUCGAUCCAGUCUCACAGAAUCGUCGAAUUACCAAAUCCCAUUUCCAGGUUCCUUCAGCUUCAUGUGAAUCCCCUGAACGGAUCAAAAUGCUGAAGUCAGAGAUUGCAUCGGUGUCGGAGAAGAAUGCUGAGCUGAAGAAGCAGGUCAGGGAGUUGACCGAAAAACUACGGAUGUCUGAACAAGGGAAAGAUCAUGCACAGAAGCAAGUGCUGGUGUUGGGAGAACAGCACAAAGCUGGACCUUUUGGCACAGUCAAGGGUUUGAGAACUAACCCAACUGUUGUUCCAGAUGAAUCUGUGAACCCAAGAUUAGCAAAGCUCUUGGAGGAAGUUGCUGUUCAGCAAGAGCUUAUAGUUGCACUUGCUAAUUCAAAUGUAAAAGCCAUGUUAGAGGUUUGGUUUACUAGCAUCAAGAAGGUGGGUAUACCUAAUUACCUGGUUGUGGCAUUAGAUGACCAGAUUGAAGAAUUCUGCAAAUCAAAUGAUGUUCCUGUUUACAAGAGAGAUCCUGAUGAAGGAAUUGAUUCUGUUGCAAAGACAGGAGGUAACCAUGCUGUCUCUGGGUUGAAGUUCCGUAUUCUAAGGGAGUUUCUGCAGCUGGGUUAUAGUGUUCUUCUAUCAGAUGUAGAUAUCGUGUACCUGCAGAACCCUUUCGAUCAUCUUUAUCGGGAUUCAGAUGUGGAGUCUAUGACUGAUGGUCACAAUAAUAUGACAGCCUACGGAUACAAUGAUGUUUUUGACGAACCAGGAAUGGGGUGGGCUCGUUAUGCUCAUACAAUGAGGAUUUGGGUGUACAACUCUGGAUUCUUUUAUAUCAGGCCUACAAUUCCUGCAAUUGAGCUUUUGGAUCGAGUGGCUGAUCGUAUGUCUCGGCCGCCAAGUGCAUGGGACCAAGCAGUUUUUAAUGAGCAGCUCUUUUUUCCUUCGCAUCCUGGUUAUGAUGGGCUCCAUGCUGCCAAAAGAACUAUGGAUUACUAUAAGUUUAUGAACAGUAAGGUCCUCUUCAAGACAGUAAGGAAAGAUGCCAAUCUAAAAAAGCUGAAGCCAGUAAUUGUUCAUGUAAAUUACCACCCGGAUAAGCUUAUGAGAAUGAAGGCAGUCGUAGAAUUUUAUGUUAACGGCAAGCAAAAUGCAUUAGAACCUUUCCCCGACGGUUCUGAUUGGUAGGAAGAAAAUACAGGACGUCCAGUUUUGAUCCAUGGAUUGGUGUUCAUGGGUUCAUCUGUUCACUUCUCUUAUUUCAUACAGAAAGCAAAUGUAGAAUAUCUUGGUUUUAACACCACCUUGUUUUUCUUUGAAAUGUUGUUUUGUAUCGUAUUUGAACUUGGGGUUAAGUUUCAGUCUUUAUACCAUGUUUUUGAUACAUAUUUUCUGCC
Messenger RNA from Tripterygium wilfordii, 1831 nucleotides. Its product is annotated as arabinosyltransferase RRA3-like. The coding region runs from base 318 to 1622 and encodes 434 amino acids. Lineage: Eukaryota; Viridiplantae; Streptophyta; Magnoliopsida; Celastrales; Celastraceae. The transcript has 2 exons. Gene Ontology annotation, molecular function: glycosyltransferase activity. The record is from RefSeq and is a predicted model, not a curated record. Gene Ontology annotation, biological process: root hair cell development.